Amoebophrya sp. A120 is the source of this 224-nucleotide messenger RNA. The record is from the annotation of a GenBank genome assembly. Lineage: Eukaryota; Dinophyceae; Syndiniales; Amoebophryaceae.
AGUUCGAAUGGUAUUAAUCACAUAACAUAUUACAGUAAUCUUUCGGAAUUCUUACCGAAAAAUUUGGUCUUACUUUCGAAUGGAACAGGAUUGGAUUUGAUCUUGCCGUCGGGUUGUGUCUGUGGCGUGGGUCCUGGGAUUGGGCCGAUUGUCGGACCGCCUCCCUUCGGCACCUGGCAAACAUGAGGGGGGCGAGCCGCUCGCUCCUGUCCAAUGGCUUCCCG